Messenger RNA from Penicillium manginii, 1527 nucleotides. Its product is annotated as major facilitator superfamily domain-containing protein. Lineage: Eukaryota; Fungi; Ascomycota; Eurotiomycetes; Eurotiales; Aspergillaceae. The transcript has a single exon. The record is from RefSeq and is a predicted model, not a curated record. Gene Ontology annotation, cellular component: membrane. Gene Ontology annotation, molecular function: transmembrane transporter activity. Gene Ontology annotation, biological process: transmembrane transport. The coding region runs from base 1 to 1527 and encodes 508 amino acids.
AUGUCAGUCAGCAUGGAUACCAAGAAACGACCCAUGUCGUCUGCGACUGACGACAACCUAUCAACCACUGAAGGACAGGUCGACAUCACCGAUGCCGCCUACCGCCGCAUGCCAGAUUCCCUUCGGGGUCUUAGUCAAGAUGAAAUGAAGACUUUGAACAAGAAAAUUGUCCGCAAGGUCGAUCUCUUCGUUCUACCAACCAUCGGAAUUCUCUAUAUCCUCAACUAUAUCGAUCGUCAGAACCUGGCUGCAGCCAAGCUCCAAGGAAUCAUGGAAGAUCUCAACAUGGACACUCAACAAUUCGCCACUGCAGUUUCGAUUCUCUUCGUCGGUUACCUUCCUUUCCAGAUUCCAAGCAAUCUCAUUAUUACGAAAAUUUCUCGACCGGGAAUGUACAUUUGUGCUGCUGUCUCUAUCUGGGGUUGUAUAUCGGCUGCAACAGCAGCGGUGAAGUCGUAUGGGCAACUCCUUGCCGUGCGUGCCGUUCUUGGUGCUGCGGAAGCCGUCUUCUUCCCCGGUGCAAUCUAUUACCUCUCGGCUUGGUACACAAAGACAGAACUUGGCAAGCGUAUUGCUGGUCUAUAUAUCGCGCAACAAGUCGGAAAUGCUUUCGGUGGCCUCUUCGCCGCAGCUAUCCUCCAACUAGAUGGCAGACACGGGAUUUCUGGCUGGCAAUGGCUUUUUAUCAUCGAAGGCAGUGCCACAGUUGGCGUUGGUAUCAUUUGCUCCUGUAUCAUGCCCGAGUUUCCACACAACAGCCGUAUUCUUUCCCAGGUGGAACGCGACUUCGCUGUCUGGCGCAUCGAGUCUGAGUCUGGUGCCGCAGAGGCUUCGGAGAAUGAAUCUGUUUUGCGCGGUUUUGGUAAGGCGUUGUCAGAUCCAAAGCUGCUGCUGCUGAUCUUCUGUAACAUGUUGUCCCAAACACAGGGAUCUAUUGCCAACUAUUUCCCUACCCUUGUUGGUUCCUUGAAUUUCAACAGCACCAUCAGUCUUCUGCUCACGGCCCCUCCCUAUAUCCUCGCCGGCAUUGUCUAUUAUUGGGUCAUGUUCUACUCUGAUCGGAAAAAUACUGUUUACCCCUUGAUCCUUAUUUGCAUCGCCAUCGCAAUCGUGAUGUACGUGAUUCUGAUCGCGACUCUCAACACCGGCGCCCGAUACUUCUCAAUGAUGAUUCUACCCUUUGCCUCCGUCGGUCCACAACUCCUCCUCUACAAGACCAUCAACUUGCACCUGGCCCGGCCCGUCUCCAAGCGCGCUGCCGCCUCAGCUCUGGUCAAUGCCAUCGGUGGAACCUCCAACAUCUGGGCUUCCUAUCUAUAUUACUCCUCCCCACACUUCUAUGCUGCCUUUGGCACUCUUAUGGGCGCCGCAUUUCUCUUCGCCAUCACUAUCACCGUCUACCGCUGGCUGGUACUUCGUGAGAAUAAGCGCCUCGACUCAGGAGACGAAGACCUCAUCGCGAAGGCUAUGAAGGGCGGCGUCACAGAAGAGAUGGUCCAGCUCAACUGGCGGUAUGAAAUGUACUAG